AUGGCCCAAGCCCCUCCGCCCACUGUCAUCGCCCAAAAACAAUCCUUCCUAGCCACCCAGGCUCGUCUCCUCUCCCAACCCCUGCACCCAUCGCGCACCUGGCUCGCUGCGAACGAGGCCGCCGAGGCCCCCAUCCCGGACCCGGUUGUCGAGCACGUCGCCGUCCGCCUCAACGCGGCCUUACUGCAGCAUUCGCGACGCGCCUACUCUCACCAAGCGAGUCGUCACGUCGCCGAGCAGAUCGACGCGUUGUAUCUUUCUCAACUGUCAGCGGCACAAAAUGACUCCGCUGAGGGUCUCUCUCUCUCCUUGGACCUGUCUGAAGAGAAUGCCGUUAGGUUGCUUCCCUUGACAUGGCCAGCCGAGCGUGAUGCGACUACCUUUCCUAUGGAAGUCAAACGGUACGCCGAACUCGCUGGCCGCCUAAAGACGCUCGCCGAGCAGAGGCAGCGGGUCAAAGCCCGUGUUGAGCGGCUACGGCGCAUGAAGGCCCUACUUGAUCCCUUCCGCAUCGAAGAUGCCGGCGCGGGUGUACAGGAGAACCUUGUUACCCGCGAUGGCGAGGUAGAAAAAGAGAUGGAAAAGAUGCGCGUCCUGCUGGCCCGUGUAGGUGGUCGUGUGGGCCUUUUGCCUGAGUCCACCGAGUCUACGAACCAACGAAAAGAGGCCGACUCUUUGAUCGUAGAGCCUGUCGCCACGGGAGAGAAGCGCAAACUAGACGAUCUUCUCGAUAGUUUCUGA
Molecule: messenger RNA, 741 nt
Organism: Colletotrichum orchidophilum
Lineage: Eukaryota; Fungi; Ascomycota; Sordariomycetes; Glomerellales; Glomerellaceae
Exons: 2
Coding region: 1-741 (246 amino acids)
Cellular component (GO): Mis6-Sim4 complex
Source: RefSeq, a predicted model, not a curated record